AUGUCCGACUGGGCGCCUUACCAGUCCACCGACCCAGAAGCUCAACGCUCCUCUCUGAGGUCCCCACCACCAGGAAACAACGGUUUCUUCUCCACAUCCCCACGACUCGAGUCGCAGAGCAAUCCGUGGGGGGACAGUCGAUCAUACAGUCCUUCGAACGUUAUACAGCCCGAGAAUGGAGUUAGUUCUUCAACUUCAGCAGGGUUUGGGGCUAGUCGAGGAGGAAGGGAGUUCGUGAAUCAGUUCGAGACAAGCUUACCGUUAAGAAUGGAUGUCGAAGCGGCACUGACUUACAUCCUUCUCCCGCCGGCCGGUGGCGUGCUGUUCCUUAUGCUGGAGCACAAUAGCGACUAUGUUCGCUUCCAUGCCUGGCAGUCGGCACUCCUGUUCACAGCGAUGUUCAUACUACAUCUUAUUUUCCUGUGGUCUCAUUUCUUUUCGGUGCUGUUAUCAUUUAUCGAUUUGGGACUUAUUGUGUACUUGAGUGUAAGGGCAUACAGCGAUGCUGAUACCCUGGAUCGAUUUGAAGUUCCGUAUUUCGGGGCUUGGGCUAACUCGUUUGUCGAGGAAGAGUAG
Orbilia oligospora ATCC 24927 is the source of this 576-nucleotide messenger RNA. RefSeq lists its product as uncharacterized. The coding region runs from base 1 to 576 and encodes 191 amino acids. The record is from RefSeq and is a predicted model, not a curated record. The transcript has 4 exons. Lineage: Eukaryota; Fungi; Ascomycota; Orbiliomycetes; Orbiliales; Orbiliaceae.